Messenger RNA from Durio zibethinus, 811 nucleotides. Its product is annotated as myb-related protein 308-like. The record is from RefSeq and is a predicted model, not a curated record. Lineage: Eukaryota; Viridiplantae; Streptophyta; Magnoliopsida; Malvales; Malvaceae.
CGACCCCUCUAUAUUUUUUCUUCCUCAUUUACACUCGCUUCCGUUUGCUUGCCUGAUUGCCUAUCCUUGCUAUCCAUCACCUGAUUUUGCAAUUAGCCUCUGCUUUUCCCUUUUAGUUAAUUAUCAUCUGUUUGGGUUGUGUUUUUCUAUUUUAUUUUUAUUUUUUUCAAUGAGAAAGCCUUGCUGUGAGAAGAAAGAGACUAACAAAGGAGCAUGGUCUAAACUGGAAGACCAGAAGCUUAUUGAUUACAUUCAAAAACAUGGUGAAGGUUGCUGGCGCUCUCUUCCUCAGGCUGCAGGGUUGCUACGUUGUGGUAAAAGUUGUCGAUUGAGAUGGGUAAACUACCUAAGGCCAGAACUUAAACGAGGCAAUUUUGCCGAAGAUGAAGAGGACCUCAUCAUCAAACUCCAUGCACUCUUAGGAAAUAGGUGGUCAUUAAUAGCAGGAAGAUUACCAGGAAGGACAGACAACGAAGUGAAGAAUUACUGGAAUACUCACGUAAAAAGGAAACUAUUGCAGAUGGGAAUUGACCCAAACAAUCGUCGAUUGGUACUCUCUAGUGUAAUAACCAAAACGAAUAUGUCAAACGAGUCCAACUCUGGCGCUGUGGAUUCCGUCAGCUAUAAUAACAAUCAACACUUGAAUUCUGCAUGUGGUUCAGAGGCGGAGGAGAGCAACACAGUGAUUAGCAGUUUGCCAGACUUGAAUCUCGAUCUUACAAUAGCCCCUCCGGUAAUUGAAGAGAGGCAGAUAAUUGGGUCUAGUCAAGUGGAAUGCGCUGUCUACAACCCAACUUCUGUUCUUAAUUAA